This is a messenger RNA of Anoplopoma fimbria (sablefish), 1179 nucleotides long. It is a transcript of the gene plcxd1.2, whose product is annotated as PI-PLC X domain-containing protein 1. The coding region runs from base 231 to 1172 and encodes 313 amino acids. The record is from RefSeq and is a predicted model, not a curated record. Gene Ontology annotation, molecular function: phosphoric diester hydrolase activity. Lineage: Eukaryota; Metazoa; Chordata; Actinopteri; Perciformes; Anoplopomatidae. Gene Ontology annotation, biological process: lipid metabolic process. The transcript is spliced from 7 exons.
GAGGAACUGAGUAAAACUGGGAAAAGAGAAACGACAUCAAGCUCCAGAUAAUGAAGAACUGAUCCUCUCAGGCCGACGAGAACCCAACUGAAAGAUCUACAAGAGAUCCUGUGAACCAAUAACUUCCGUGAACAAACUGCAUUCAUUUGCACUUUUCUGUGUUGAAUGUCGUCUGCAACACUUUUUAUGAAUUAAAUCUCAGGUCUCAGUGAGUCUCCUGCAGGUGUGCCAUGGACCCCCGCUGUGAGGACUGGAUGUCGGGUCUCCCGGAGCCGCUGUGGGACGUCCCCCUCACCGACCUGGCCAUCCCUGGAAGCCACGACGCCAUGAGCUACUGUCUGGACAUCAACUCUCCUCUGCUCCCGUCUGAAUCCGACACCUUCAGGCUCCUGGACAGACUCUUCUACUGUUUCACCAGACCGGCCAUCUUUAAAUGGGCCACAACACAGGACAAAAGCAUCGAGGAGCAGCUCUCGAUGGGGAUUCGGUUCUUCGAUCUGCGUGUUGCACACAAACCCAGAGACCCCUCCAGCGACCUGUACUUCACACACGUCAUAUACACACAUUUAACCGUUUUGGAAACUCUGUCGUCUGUUGCCGUCUGGCUGAAGUCUCAUCCCAAGGAGGUCGUUAUUCUGGCCUGCAGCCAUUUUGAGGGAAUCGACGACAAACUCCACCAGCUGUUCAUUUUCUCCCUGAAGAAGAUGUUCGGAUCAAAACUCUGUCCCCGGAAGGAACCCGUCCUGACCCUGCGGAGCCUCUGGGCGUCUGGUUACCAGGUCCUCCUGUCCUACGAGUCUCAGGUCGCAGCCAGACAUCCGGAGCUGUGGCCCCCCAUCCCGUACUGGUGGGCCAACCAGCGCACGGCACUGGGAGUCACCAGCUACCUGGACUGGAACAAAGACCUGGGACGUCCAGAGGGCUUCUUCGUCUCCGGUCUGAACCUGACAGCCGACAGGUUUUACAUCACGGAGAACCCGAAGGAGUCUCUGAGGACGCUGACCUUCAGUAACUGGGAGGGUUUGAGGACGUGGCUGGAGGAGCAGGAACCAGGAUCAGACUCCAAGAGCCUGAACAUCAUCGCAGGAGACUUUGUGGGUCCACUUCCUCUCUGCUCUCUGGUCAUCGCACUGAACCAGAAACUACUACGGAGGAACACCGUCAAAUGUUAAAUACCAC